This is a messenger RNA of Trypanosoma grayi, 1548 nucleotides long. Its product is annotated as mitochondrial oligo-U binding protein TBRGG1. NCBI's taxonomy places the organism in Eukaryota, Euglenozoa, Kinetoplastea, Trypanosomatida, Trypanosomatidae. The transcript has a single exon. The record is from RefSeq and is a predicted model, not a curated record. The coding region runs from base 1 to 1548 and encodes 515 amino acids.
AUGCCAGCAGGACCAUUCGAUGAACAGGCUGCCAAAGGCCUGUUUGAAUUGAAGCGUCAGUACAAAAAUGCAAAGACAGGGAAGGACCGACGCGAUAUUCAACGCGAGGCACGUCGCAUUAUUCGCCGGGCACGCAUAGAUCCGUCAACGCAAGACGAGAAAACGGUGACACUGCUUCUUAACUGUGCUGCCACAUUCCGUAGCUAUCCACAUUCGGAGGGGAUCAAACUGGCAACCCAGUGGAUGCGCCAGAACAUUGAUGCCCUAUCCCCACAAAAUUUGGCGCUUUUUGCCAAUGCCAUCGGUGCACUCUCGGUGAUAGAUAGCGAUACCAUCUUGCUUCAGGAGGUAUCUCCGGCAGUGCAGUCUGUCUUUACACAGAUGAGUCCUGUAGAAAUGGUAAUGAUUCUGCAGGCCUUCCAGCGUGAAAGGGUCACUGCUAACGCCUCCUUGCAGGAGUCUAUGCUGCAACAGUUAGCGUCCUGUGUGCCGCAGAUGCCUGCACCACAGUUGUCUACGUUGGCAGGUGUCCUGGUGACCGCUCCCCUCCGAAAAAGCGAUGAGGCGGCCUGGCGAGAGCUGACAAACACCGUUUUUUCAAAGGCUGUGUCUGGUGCCGACAAUAUGCAUUCCCGGGAAGUCAUCACGUUACUGAAGGCUGCUCCGUGUUUGUGCGUCCCUGAGGAGCAUAGUCUUCAACUUAUUAAACGAGCUAUAGCGACGGUGGGGUUUCAUACGGAGGAGCAGGUCGGUGAGCUUCUAGAGGCUGUGGCGGGUUACCGCAGUCAAGAGAAGGCACCAGAUGAGGAGUUGCAGAGACAACUUGAUGAAUUGGUCAGUAUUCUUUGGAAGCGACUUGAGAAGGUGGCACCGUAUGCUGAUGUGACAAGUGCGACAUGGAUCAUGCGCCAGGCACGACUGUGUGGCGUGGAAAUUCCCCCUGCCAUCGCAACAGCCUUGUUGGAGGCAGUGUCAAGGGAGUUCCGCUACCACCGCCACACCUUCCGCCGAUGCGCGGCUCUGGCGGAUGCCCUGGCGGAGCAGAAGGUGCCAGCCAAGGCGCUGCUGCAGAUGGUUGGGGACUACUGUGUUGGCAAGCGUCCCCCACGCGAGGAUAGAGACGGCGCCGAUCCAGAAGAAGAAGACGACACACCGAGGGAGGUCCGCAUGGACAUCUACGCACGUUUCCUCGGCGACCUGACGAGGGCGCGUAUUGCACUGGAGAAGGCCCACAGCGCAAACCCUGAAAAUGGGGAGCCGGGUGAAAGCCUGGCUGUUGUCCUCCCACAACGACUGGAGGAAAGUGUUCUCGCUGCUUCGCCACGGGAGGUGUUGAAGUGUGCCCGAUCGAUCUGCGUCUCGCCUACGAGUUGCCGCUUACACAACCAUGCGAAUGAUGAAAAGCUUAUGUCAUUGGUGGAGCAACGCGUCACCAGGGAGCGCGAAAAUUUCCUGAUGGAGGUGCCAAAAGAAACUUUAGAGAGAUUCAUUACUGCUCUGAGCGACGCGCCUCGCGCGCAAAAAAUCGUUGAAACUCUCUCCCGGUGA